This is a messenger RNA of Seriola dumerili (greater amberjack), 3505 nucleotides long. Its product is annotated as NUAK family SNF1-like kinase 1. Lineage: Eukaryota; Metazoa; Chordata; Actinopteri; Carangiformes; Carangidae. The transcript is spliced from 7 exons. The record is from RefSeq and is a predicted model, not a curated record. Gene Ontology annotation, cellular component: cytoplasm. Gene Ontology annotation, biological process: protein phosphorylation; microtubule cytoskeleton organization; intracellular signal transduction. Gene Ontology annotation, molecular function: protein serine/threonine kinase activity; tau-protein kinase activity; ATP binding. Bases 244 to 2397 code for a protein of 717 amino acids.
CUCUCCUGUUGCUGUGAUUCUGAAGACAGGGAGAGAAGUAGCCUACGCUGCUGCUGGUGUUGCUGCUGCUCAGAUGGGUCGGAUGAGUUUUCUGAAACUAGGACAUUAGACAAGUUUGUGGCUCUUUAUGGGCAACUGCUCUGUCACUGACUUCAGCUGCUUGUGUUCAGAGUUUAUAGCAAUUUGGGGAUCCAGUCCCCAGUGAAGCCCUUUCCUGACAGGUGCGCGCAGUGCGCAGAGAGGAUGGGCAGACGUGAGGCGGACAGCAGAGGCGCAAUGAACACCAGCGACCGCUCCGAGCUCGGUUGUCUGCAGGACGCGGCAUCCAGCGGCCACCGAGCCGGUGAGGAGUCCCCGAGGCUGGACAGCCGCCGUCCCUGCAGCGCAGACAGGCGGCAGCAGCAGAGAAACCCAGAAAUGGAGGCGGCGGCGGGGCGGUCACCGGCAGCCACAGCGCCGAUGGAAGUGAAGAAGCACCAGCACAAACACAACUUGAAACACCGCUACGAGGUGAUGGAGACUCUGGGGAAAGGCACCUACGGCAAAGUGAAGAAGGCGGUGGAGAGAGCAAGUCUGAGGACGGUGGCGAUCAAGUCGAUCCGCAAGGAGCGCAUCACUGACGACCUGGACAAAAUUCACAUCCAGAGAGAGAUCGAGAUCACCUCCUCGCUCAGCCACUCCAACAUCAUACGCUUCCACGAGGUGUUUGAGAGCCGGGAUAAGAUCGUGAUAGUGAUGGAGUAUGCCAGCAGAGGAGAGCUGUACGACUUCAUCCAGGAGAGGAGGAGACUGCCCGAAGCAGAAGCCAGAAGCAUCUUCAGACAAAUCACAUCUGCUGUCCACUACUGCCACAAGAAUGGUGUUGUGCAUCGAGACCUCAAACUGGAGAACAUCCUUUUAGAUCAAGAUUUUAAUGUAAAGCUGGCCGACUUUGGCCUUUCCAAUCAUUUCCAGAGGGGCACUCUGCUGCAGACCUACUGUGGAAGUCCACUCUAUGCUGCCCCAGAGAUAGUGAAAGGACUGCCAUACCAGGGGCCAGAGGUGGAUUGCUGGGCGCUGGGGGUGUUGCUCUAUGCUCUGGUGUACAGCAGCAUGCCAUUUGACGGAGCGAGUCACAGCACACUCACUGAGCAGAUCAGCCAAGGUCGCUACCACAGACCCAACCCCCCCUCAGAUGCCUGCGCUCUUAUCGACUGGUUGUUGACAGUGCGUGUGGAUGAGAGAGCCACGAUAGAGGAUGUAGCCAACCACUGGUGGGUAAACUGGGGUUAUGAAGAGAGUGUGUGUGACUGCCCUUCAUCUCCACACCAAGAAUGCCCCUCCCCCCUGCUGGCUCGCUACAUCGACUGGCAGAAUCGGGUCGCCGCUGCCAGCAACAUGACUGUUGACUCAGGGUGCCUGUCCACAGACUCCUCCUGUCCAACUCAGCGCUCUCACCACCCCUUUUACUUCAGCUUACCUCUGAAGAGCGAUCGUGGAGGAGGAGGAGGAGGAGGAGGAGGUGGCGGAGGGAGGAUACGUGGAGGAAUGUCAAGCGUCAGGAAGUCACGCAAGGAGAAUGCGAUUCCCCAGACUGCACAGGGAGCAUGUGGUGGUAUUUGUGCAACAGCUGCCUCCUCUGCUGUGCUUUCCUCCACCACUUCCACUAUUGAGAGGAAGAAACCUAAAGGUAUUCUGAAACCCCAGAGGAGUUUUGACUCAGUCUUUCACAGCCCUCCUAAAGAAAACUCUCCCUCCCAUCCAUGUAACAAUUCUCCCCAGCCUUAUCGAACACACACACUUGCCCACGCACAUGCUGAGGUCCUGUCCACCAGCCUGCCGUCUGCCUCUACAUUCAGCCAGCCCUCAUCCAAAAUGCCCAAGAAGGGGAUACUAAAGAACUUGUAUGAAGGGGAGUCAGGUUAUGGCUCAUCCUCAGAUAGAAGGGGCUCUGGAGUUAAAGAGAGUGACGCAGGUGAUUUGUGCUCCCACAAGCAGCACAGCUGUCUCCCAGCAGCAGCAGAGAGUCCCACCAUGCGCACGGAGGCAGUCAGAAGAAGGAAGGGUAUUCUGAAACGCAAUGGCAAGUUUUCUCGCAGCCUGGAUCUCCCCGACGACCACCACUUGACUCCCUCUUCAGCCCCCGCGAUGUUCCCCGAGGCCCUGCAGCAGCUCCUCCAGGCCACGGGGGGCGCCGAGGGACGCCGCAGCCGCCCCUCCAGUGUGGUGAGCGAGGAUAGCCUCUUCUCGUCCGAUUCCUUUGACCUGCUGGACCUCAGCGCCCAGUCCCGUCGCAGGAUUUUCUCCCGGGGGAUGCAGCACAGCGGCUGCAGCUCUGAGGACGACCUGGAGCAGCUGAGAGCUGAGACGGUCAGGGUUGGCGAAGGCAGAGAAGGACAGAAAGAAAUACUAACAUGAGCCUAGGGAAUGAUGGAGGCAUUAUUGUGGUGAAAAUGAUAAUCAGUGCCUGCCAUCUUGAAAAGACUUACUGAGCUCUGGAAAGGUUGCAUCUCGAGUACGUGGACUCUCCUGAGCAUUGUACUGCCAGUGUAAAGCACCAUUUCUUGGCGUAUUCGUCUGUAUUGAACGAUAACUGUAUUCUUUGACAAUUUAACUGUAUUCUGGAUGUGAGGCAAUACAGAGAGCGACGAGACGUUAAGUGGCACCUAAAGGGGAUCCAAUAUCUGCCAAACUGCAGACAUAGCACCUGUAUGUGGCAGAAUGGACACUCUGUUUAAUGAACUUCCUCUAACCUCACCUGCACAAUAAAAUCCUCUUUUAGAUUUUACAACAGAUUUCUGUUCAGAUGAGCUUUGAAAAUCUGAGUCUGGAUGCUGUAGACUGUGGAUAUGUAAGCCACGUAUAAGUGGUGUCAAUACUGACAAUAAACUGACAACACAUUGACAGCUCUAUUGUGAGGAUAAAUUCUGCUAAACUAAACUGUUGUGAUCUCUAACUACCACUUUACCCUAUUUAGCAUUUAUACACACUAUAUAAACAUUUCAUAAACAGUUCUUAACUCACUAAAAUGUAGUUGUAAGCAGAUAUGAGGACAUAUUUAAGUGUUUAUAAAUGUACAAUAUUUGUCAACAAUUAUAACUUCUCCUAUGAAGACAAAUUUUAUAUUAUUAUAUUGUCAUUCAUCAUGUGUUUAGACACCCGUCUCCACAGGAGGAGUUACAAGCGCUGUCAACAAACACGUACAUCUGCACACAACUACAUUAUAGUGUGUCAUAAACCAGUCAUCAAAUGUUUGUAUACUAUAAAUGUUUAGUAUGGGGGGUUAAAGUACAGUGUUACUGUUUUCACUAUGUUACUGAGUAUAUUUGUACUACACAGUAUUACACUGUGCACAAUUUGCUCCUUUGCACCAACACACACAUUGUGAACAACAUUUUUAUCGUGACACCACCAACGCUGCUGUGGACGUUGUUGUAUGCAAUUUUAAAUCUGUCAUUUUCAUACUGUGAGACGAGAAUUCUGUUCAGUUUGUUCAAGAGUUUCUUUUUUUUUUAAAUAAAUAAAU